Engraulis encrasicolus (European anchovy) is the source of this 5211-nucleotide messenger RNA. RefSeq names its product fat storage inducing transmembrane protein 1, like (gene fitm1l). The transcript is spliced from 3 exons. Gene Ontology annotation, biological process: phospholipid biosynthetic process; lipid storage; lipid droplet organization. Bases 2682 to 3584 code for a protein of 300 amino acids. The record is from RefSeq and is a predicted model, not a curated record. Gene Ontology annotation, cellular component: endoplasmic reticulum membrane. Lineage: Eukaryota; Metazoa; Chordata; Actinopteri; Clupeiformes; Engraulidae. Gene Ontology annotation, molecular function: coenzyme A diphosphatase activity.
CUCCUCAUGCCCACUGGAGAGCAGCAGCCUCAACGAAGAAGGAGAACAUGUCAGGAUCAAGCAAGAUGGAUCUAGAUGUCAUGACAGUGAAACCGUGAGUUUGAAAAAGCUAUGCUGACCCAACAUCACUGAAGAGGACUAAAAAAGCUGUUCUAUUUGAAACCUCUCUGUUGAACAUCAAGUCACCGACAGAUGUCAGCAACCGUGUGAGCUAUUGGGAGGGAAACUAACACUAACACAAGACUCACUGACACAAGAUGUUAGGUCAAUAUUUGUUUAGACUGUAUUACACUGACGGUGUUUAAAAUAAUACUUAAAGUAUAAUCAUUUGAAAAGUUUAAUAUUCUUGUACUGUACAGUAAUAAGAUAUGGUUAAGAUAUUUAGAGUGGAGAAAGAAAGUUGAUAGUACAUGUCUCAAGUUCUGCACAAAUGCCUUCUUACUUUCCCGUGUAAACAACACCUUGGAAUGGAAGUGCAUUUGUCAAUUCUAUUUAUGUACAUUCACAGCUCAAUGUUGCCUGCACAGGAAUGCAGGCACAGAAAAAAAAAACCUCAUAAUCGAAUGCUGGAAGAUGUCUUGUCAGUACAGUGCAUUACAUGCCAUUCCUUCAUGCUCUUUGCCAUUAUAUCGAAACUAAUGAAAAACGUUUUUUUAAAAACAAAAACAAAUUAAUUAAUUGAAAUGAAUCACAGAGAUGAACAUUCUCAGACAAGUCAGAACUCAACUUUGCAACUGCACACCUUCAUAUUAGACCCAUUUAAAAGGAUCCCUGAUGAUUAAAACACAUUACAGCUACAUGAAUGGUUUUUUUAACCCGAAAAAUGUUUUUGGUUCUCCUAACAAAUCUUUCAUUCUUAAGCUGCCAUUGUUGUACUAAGUGAAAAAAACUUGGUUGCAUCUAAUCGAGGCACAAUUUAAGUGCAGCAGUCAAACUACUACCCAGGAAUUCCAUUAGUAAAACCAGUGGUUGAGUGGUAAACUCAAAGCAAGGGGGAUGGUCAAAGAUUGAUUCUGAUUAUUGGGGGUUCUGGGAUUUCUCCUCAGUGAACAUUUUGAAAAUGUAGUUGUUAAUAGUGCAGUUUUAACACAAUAUGUGAAGAAGGGAGGCCUGUUUUAGAGGAGGAUGAUUUUUGACCAUUGUCAUCGAGGGGGGUGAUUUUAGACCAUUUUCAUUGUAGGGGGGAUGGCAUCCCCCCUCAUCCCCCUACAACUCGAGCCCUGAGUAAAACCCAACUCACACUCCUUAAACUCUGAAGUGGCCAAGUGACUAAGGACUACAGUAAGUAUGGACUGACAGUGAGCUUCUCUCUUCUACUACUGUUGAUGCCUGUGCACUUCAUGAUCGCAACAGACGUAGUACAAGUCGUGCACCGCACUACAUGACCAACAUGACAAGUCCUACCUUCAAAGAGAUUGGCUGGAACAGACCAUGGGGAAGGCCUUUAGGCGCAUUGUUUUUGGACAACUGCUAAGGUGGAUAUAUCUGUCAGGCACUAGAGAGAGGCUCUGAUUGGCACAAACAGGCCCUCACAUCAACAGCUGAGUCCUAAGAAUGGAGAGUACCGCGGUGACAGAGCACCACACACCACACGGACACUGUAUAGGGGUUAAGGCUAAAUUUAGAUGCAAGGCCUAGUUACUGUAUGCCAGUCAUCUGAUAUUUAUACACCUUGGGGUAGCGUUACACCAUUCUAGUAUUUUCCAAAUGAACAUGUACCGUUUGUACCAUGAGUUUGUUGCCGUUGUUGAUUGAACAUGUGUAUUUUCACAAAAAAAACAAGUAUCAAAUAGUAUUUCUGUAGUUGUAAAGCAGUUCCACCAUGUGUUACAAGUUAACCGGAAGCCAGACACACUUUAGGCUUUUGUUCUGCAUCUACAGCAGUUGUCCUGUGCGUGCAUCAAUGUAUGUGUAGUAGCGUAGAAAUGUGUUUCAGUCACUUGAUGACCUAUCACCUUUUGCAAGGCUGAAUGUGACACCUGCUGCAGAGAGCUACACUGGAGGCGCGAACAUGUGUCUUUUUCUGUUACUGCCUGAGAGUAGGCUCUGGGGGUGGGGAGACGGACUCAGAAUAAGGAUGGCUGCAGUGGGCUGCCCUAACUGUGGUGUAGGGAGAGUGAGGACGUUAUGAAUGACGCUGGAGGGAUUUCACUUCAGAGAGCCCAAAGUGUGAUGGAUUUGUGAAUAGCACUACAACCUUUGUCAGUGGAGUGGAUUAAUCUACAGGUGUUUCCUGAGAGUGAACAAACUUGCCCCAAGGAGAGGAACCAAGGGUGAAAGAGAGUGGAACACGAGUGAAGGUCAACACAGUCAUUUGAAAAACAGAUGAAGGCAUCAGGAAGUAGGCAGGAUUUUUUCCAAUCGACCAUUGCCCUGAAAUUAAAAAGACAAGUCUGAUGUGGAUACGGUUUUGACUUCCCUGAAAUGUGAGACAUUCAAGAAAGCUGAUGAAUGAAUGAGUGGUACUGGCAUAAUCCUAUCUACUUCAUGUUGGCGUAAUGCAAGAUAUGUUGAUGUUAUAUGGUGAUUUUGAUUGAGAAAAAAAAAACUUUGAGGAGGUUGCGCACUGAAUGAACAGACCAUCUAGUUCCAGCAUUGAACUUUCUGCACCUCCUUUUUUUUAGUCCUUUAGGACCCUUUUCAGAAUAUCAGAGGUUAUUGUCCACUCAAAAAAAUCACAGAUGUUUCUGAAUUCUAUCUUGGUGGCCAUAACUGACCUGCCAGCUGGUCUUCUUGGCCAUGGCACCAUUCGCCGCCAUUUUCAUUUGUUGAUAUCGGGCCUUGUCAUCUUUGGACCGGUCCUUAGCCUGUGGGUCUCCCCAUUCGCUAUCUUCGCAAAAAGGACUCAUUUCCUGUAUAGAUUGUUUCUGCAGUCGGCAUGGGGAUGGACCAACGUCUUCGUGGGCUCCUUCAUCUUCCUCCUGGCCUUCUCAGUCAGCCGCUCCCUGCAGCUCUCCCUGCGCCACCUCUCGCGGCUGGUCGUGGCGGGCGCCCUGUGGCAAGGCUUCCGGAAGGUCGUGAGCCUGCUGGAGAACACCAUCGGCAGCUGCUAUGAGCUCCUGGAUGAGAGCAAGGCCGCCGCAGGGGCACAGAAGGCUACAGCAGCGGCGGCGGCAGCCCAACCCCUGCUCCUGCUGCGCGAGGGCCAGAGCAAGGCAGCCUGCCUGAGUGCUGGAAUGAUGUGGCGCGGCUACGAGGUCUCCGAGGACACCUUCCUCCUGUGCCUGUGCUGCCUGCUGCUGGCCGAGGAGAUGGCCGUGUUCGGGCCGUACCUGAAGCUGGGCGGGCCGUCCAGCGCCCCGCUCCGCAUCAUCUUCCUGCUCUGCGUGUGGCUGCUGGGCCUCUGGAUGUUCCUGCUGCUCUGCCUGCUGGCCUACUUCCCCCAGUUCCCCAACCAGCUGCUGGGGGGCGCGCUGGGCUGCCUCAGCUGGCGGGCCCUCUACCAGGGCUGGUAUCGGCUGGGCCCGAGCUGGUACUGCCCAGGGAGGCCGGGCCUGGGACUGUUGGCCACCAAGAAGGAGAAGGAUGGGAAAGCACCGGGGACGGGGACGGGACAGGGCAAUGAUGUGGCAAAACUCAAGUAGAGAUGUGCUGCUGCUGACGCCUGAUGACGCCUGAUGACGCCUACUGCUGCUUUGAACCUUCACUUGAGCAUGGACUGAACCCGGUGGUUGACUUUUACUCCUUAGAUCAGUGGCAUAAUAAAGCUGCAGUGGACACUGACUGCAUUCUGAACUUUGUUUGUUCGUGACAGAUAUGCCAGCCAAGUAAAGAGAGCGACACAUCUAUUAACACCUUGCCUGGUCCAGUGCGUAAACCAAUAUGCUACAGGCCCUGACAUUAAGAGGGCCAGUAUAUUAUGACAGCAACUCAGCAAAACGCCCAGGUCAUAGUGAUCCAUUGCAAAUUGAUGUCAUUUAAAAGGACAGCAGAUAGCACCGUUCCAGCAAAGAGAGUAGAGUAAGAUGAUUCAGGCCCGUGCAUUUCCUGGAUCCAUGUGAUGUCAGGUGAACGCCCUUUUAGAAGACCUUUGGAGGCAGUGGGUGGAUUCCAAUAUGCAGACUCCCUCCUCGGUCAGUACUGGUUGCAUCGCGUUUCGCUGGCGCCCCGCCUCCGUGGAGGAAACAAUGAAGUCUCCCUGCUGUCAGCCUAACCACAAACAUUUUUGGAUGACUAUUCUUUAUUCACCAUCCCGUUUGCAAAUGACAAAAUGGCAUUAAAGUUGCCUUUUGCAAGAUAUUAAAAUACAUUGCUGUUGUCGGUGACGUCAUCACGAGACCACUAGGAGGCAAGUCAGGGAGUCCGCAUAUUGGAAUCCACCCUUUAGGCAGAGAUUCUUUAAGUACAUAGAGAUAUGCCAUUUUAACAAGUUGCUAUGGGCACCUAACGUGACCAAGUUCCGGUCUGCCUAAAGGGGUGUGUCAUAAUGCUCCUAGUAUUGAAUAGAACAGUCCUUAGGUCUGCCUAGGUCUGCCUAAAGGGGGAUUCCCCCCCCCCUCCCUCUUGCAAUAAUAGAACCCGGAAACAAUGGGCCAAUGGAACCUCUCUCUCUCUACUCUCUCUGCUUUAGGUUGAUAAAAACAGGGCUGAUAGUAAUCAGGCUCCAUGCCUAAUUUCAGGCUUGACAGAGUUUGCAAAAAUAAAAACAUUGAUAAUAAUUAGUCGUUAGGUUAUUCUUAUCUCAGAAGGUGUUACUGGUUCAGGGUUUUCUUCUACUAUCAGGCUUGAAUAAUGGUCAUACACAGGCUAUUAAAUGUUUGAAUAAUGUGUCAAAAUAGGCCUACGUUACGUCACUAUGCAGUAUCUUGUCGUCGUCGUUAGAGCAGGGGAAAAAGUUCAGGCUCAGGAUUUUUUUUCACCAUCACCCCUGUAAAAAAAAUGGGAGUUUCCUUGGCACCUUGAGCACACUCCUUUGCGUUGGGUGGGCAGAGUUUGAAUCAUCUUACUCUAAGAAAAUCUUUGGCAUCAGCCCUCUGAAACCUUAUCCAAUUGAAUUAACUGGUUAGAGUUUUGAACACGCCUGCAAAAUGACUUCACUUCUGAUACCACUUCAGGGACUCUGCAUUCAGCUUCUCAGUUUGGUGCUUUCCGUUCACCCAGUUUUCAUGAAUGUGCAGUUUUAGGAAGAUAAUUAAUAAUAUUGUUAAUAAGAAUGGCCUGUUGUAAUUUAGCACUCUUCUCUCUUGAAUUGCAUUAAAAUUCAAUAUUACA